AUGGUAGUCACUGAUUUCAAAGGAGAACAACAGCCUGACAAGAAGGCGCAGCAAAACGUCGCAUCAAGCCGUUCUGAUUAUCGUCAGACCGUGCCCUCCGAGGCUGAAGAAGAAGAACAAGACACCUCUCACAAGAUGCACGAACUCCCUCCUCCUUAUGACGAAGCCACCUCCUCCAUUCACAACAACCAUGACCCUUUCUCGUCCAACGCCGGCAGCAGAACCAGCCCGCAAGACGAGUCGUCGGCGCGCAUGAUCCGCCGCCCACACAGCAGCAACAGCAACAGCAGCAGCAGCAGCAGCAGCAGCCGCGGCGGCGGCGACAGCAACGACAUUGACCGGGACGGCUACCAGCGCGCGGCAAAAAUGACAAUGACGUGGGACGAAAAGGAAGCCAGCGGGUACUGGGCCAGGCACGAGCACGAGACGGGCGCGUGCUGCUCGCGUCGCGGCGGCUGCGUCUUUUCCGACCGCGGCGGCUGCUGCUUCUCGGACCGCGAGGCCUGCUGCUUUUCAGAUCGUGACGGAUGCUGCUUCUCGGACCGCGAUGCGUGCUGCUGCUCCGAGGACGGCGGGUGCUGCUUUGCGGUGAGCGGCGGGUGCUGCUUCAGCGGGACGAGGGCCGGGGGGAGGAGGAGGUGGAGGCCGUUGGUGGUGCCGUCGACGGGGACGCUGUUCAAGGGACUUUGUUGA
Beauveria bassiana ARSEF 2860 is the source of this 693-nucleotide messenger RNA. RefSeq lists its product as uncharacterized. NCBI's taxonomy places the organism in Eukaryota, Fungi, Ascomycota, Sordariomycetes, Hypocreales, Cordycipitaceae. The transcript has a single exon. The record is from RefSeq and is a predicted model, not a curated record. Bases 1 to 693 code for a protein of 230 amino acids.